CAAAUUAAUAUAGUCUCCAAGAAAGAAAAGGAAUCCAUUGUUGUGCAGUGAAUCAGGGUAUUAGAAAUGGCGAGCUCUCUGCAACGGCUGGCAAGUAAUUCCGGCAAGGCUUACCGAUCGGCUUUGGCUCCACUUUCGAGAGCAUUCUCCACGCAGGAUUCAUUAGUUGAAAUAAAACCCGGAGAGAUCGGUAUGGUUUCCGGCAUCCCACAAGAGCACCUCCGCCGAAGGGUCCUGAUUUUCUCACCUGCUCGAACUGCUACCCAACAAGGAUCCGGGAAGGUCGGGAGAUGGAAAAUUAAUUUCAUGUCCACACAGAAAUGGGAAAAUCCGCUAAUGGGUUGGACAUCCACUGGAGACCCAUAUGCAAAUGUUGGUGAUUCUGCAUUAAGUUUUGACACUCAAGAAGCUGCAAUAGCUUUUGCCGAGAGACAUGGUUGGGAAUAUACGGUGAAGAAGCACCAGACUCCAUUAUUGAAGGUGAAGUCGUAUGCGGACAACUUCAAAUGGAAGGGCCCUCCAAAGGCAGAGGCGAAUUAAUACUUAUCCAAUGUUUUUCAUUUAGGGGCUUUUUAGCUCUGUGAUGGACACCAGUUUCAGUUCUUCCUGUUGCAUAUUGGUUUCAACUAUCAUGUUGUUUCUUCUGUUGGGCAUCAUGUUUCCGACUGAGCUCCUUGAAGCAAUAAGUCAGAUAAAACCGGCCAUACGUUCUUCUUUGUUUUAU
Messenger RNA from Sesamum indicum (sesame), 724 nucleotides. Its product is annotated as NADH dehydrogenase [ubiquinone] iron-sulfur protein 4, mitochondrial-like. The record is from RefSeq and is a predicted model, not a curated record. NCBI's taxonomy places the organism in Eukaryota, Viridiplantae, Streptophyta, Magnoliopsida, Lamiales, Pedaliaceae. Gene Ontology annotation, biological process: electron transport chain.